Patiria miniata (bat star) is the source of this 5631-nucleotide messenger RNA. Its product is annotated as retinoblastoma-like protein 1. Gene Ontology annotation, cellular component: nucleus; transcription regulator complex; chromatin. Gene Ontology annotation, biological process: cell differentiation; regulation of transcription by RNA polymerase II; negative regulation of G1/S transition of mitotic cell cycle. Bases 92 to 3487 code for a protein of 1131 amino acids. The record is from RefSeq and is a predicted model, not a curated record. The transcript has 20 exons. Lineage: Eukaryota; Metazoa; Echinodermata; Asteroidea; Valvatida; Asterinidae. Gene Ontology annotation, molecular function: RNA polymerase II transcription regulatory region sequence-specific DNA binding.
UUUCCCGCCAUUUUCAGCUUGGGUACCCCGAACGCGUACUUUUGAUGAUCAAUGUGAAAAACACGUAUGCGAAGUGGGAUUUAAACCGAAGAUGGCGGCACCAAAUGGUGAGGAAUUAGACAUAAAACAACGGUUCGAGGAACUUUGCCUUGGCCUAAAUCUAGACGAUGUAUCCGGUAGAGAGGCGUGGGACACGUAUGAGAGAAUUAGCGUCAAUUAUACGCUUGAGGGGGACAAUCUUCACUGGCUUGUGUGUGCCCUGUACGUCGCUUGUCGGAGAUCCACCAUUCCAACCGUCGGAAAUGGCACCGUGGAAGGAAACUGCGUAUCACUGACUCGUCUGCUGAGAUCCUCAAGACUAAGUGUGAUCCAGUUUUUCAACAAGAUGAAAAAAUGGGAGGAUAUGGCCAACCUGCCCCAGCAGUUCCGAGACAAAGUGGAGCGUCUGGAGCGCAACUUCAACGUCUCCACCGUCAUUUUCAAGAAGUACCAACCCAUAUUUCAGGACAUAUUCAUAUUCAAGGACGCAUCGGGCGAACAGCCUCGAGUACCAAGGGGACGCAAACAAAGGAGGCAGCCUUGCAAUUAUUCAGACCUUUUCUCCAUCUGCUGGACACUGUUCAUCCUCAUCAAAGGCAAUUUCCCCGCAAUCAGCGACGACCUAGUCAACUCCUAUCACUUGCUGCUGUGUUGCCUGGAUCUCAUAUACUCCAACGUCCUGUUGGCCAACAGACGCGACCUUUUGAACCCUGAGUUCACAGGUCUCCCAGAGAAUUUCUCGAGUCGUAACUAUGCCGUGCCGCCCGAUCCCCCCUGCAUCAUUGAGAGGCUGUGUGAUCUCCACGACGGUCUGGUGCUAGAAGCUAAAGGCAUCAAGGAACACUGGUGGAAGCCACACAUACGCAAGCUCAUCGAAGAUCGGAUUCUGCGAGGCAGCUUGGACAAACUGGUCGGCCUGCUCGAUGUCACAAGCUUCGAGUUGAACAGUAAGAGCAUCAACAAAGAGUACGAGGAGUACGUCUUGACCAAGGGAGACUUUGACGAGCGCAUCUUCCUGAGCGACGAUGCCGAUGAGGAGAUAGGAACGCCGGCCAAGUCCCCGGCCGUGAAACACGCCACCAGUCUGAGUGAUAAGAUGCAGGCCAAACGCAAGAUGCCACAGUACAUAGAGAAGGUGAAAACCCUGUGUCCCCAGACCCCUUUGACGGGUCGUCACUACCUGAAGGAGAAGGAUCCCAGCAUCACCCCGGUCUCCACGGCAACGCAGACAGUCAGCCGUCUCCAGGCGAUGCUGUCCGGAUGCAAGGCGGGGCCCAGCGAGGAACUGCAGACGGUGUUCAAAGAAUGCAGCCAUGAUGUGACCGAGUCCAUUGUCGGUCGCAUCAAGGCCAUGGGAGAGACCUUCUGCCAACGCUACACGCAGCAGGAGGAUGGGACAGGACCCCCGCUGGACUUUGCCAAGCGACGACUAACGCUGGCCAUCAAGAUGUACUACAAGGCGCUGGAGAACAUCAUCAUCAGCGAGAAGAAACGGGUCGAACAGAAAGGCAAGACGGACUUAUCGUCGUUAUUGGAGCACGAUAUCUUUCACCGGUCGUUGCUGGCCUGCUGUCUGGAAGUCAUCAUCUUUGCUUAUAAUUCACAGAAGACGUUUCCGUGGAUACUUGAAAUCUUCGAUCUUCCAGCGUUCCAUUUCUACAAGGUCAUUGAGCUGUUACUGAGAGCCGAAGACGUUUUGUCGAGAGACAUUGUCAAACAUCUGAACCAUGUUGAGGAAGAGAUACUGCAAGACCGUGCCUGGCGAAGCGACUCCCCGAUUUGGGACGCCCUGCGGGACUCCAAGGACGGCCCGCCGUCCUGCGAAGAUGUCUCUGUCACCACGCAGACCGACGCGAAUGCCCGGACCAACGGGGGCGCAUCUCAGCCCUACCGCUCGCCCGUCAUGCACCAGCGCGUCCGCAUGCUCAUGGAGACUGACCCCGCUGCUAAGAAAGAUGCCCUUCUUCAGUCCCCGACAUCAGCUCGUGAUCGUUUCAGCUCCCCCUCACCGGGAAGCGCCAAGCGACGCCUGUUUGCCGUUGCGGUGCCGGCCGAAGAGUCAUCACCCACUGCGACUUCAUCAUCAUCGUCGUCACCCGACGGUGGUAAGACAGCCAGCAGAGCCAACGGCUCUGUCGCUGGCCAGAAAUCCCUGGCCGAGACCACGCUGGAGAGCGGGGUGACGGUCAGCGUCAAGCCUAAGUCCAUCACCCUGACGCAACCCAAGGCCAAGACGGCGAUGCAACCCCAGACGGUCACGGUGACAAUACAGGGUAUCAAAGACAAAGACGGUAACAUCAAGUUUGUCUCCAGCCCCAUCAAGGUCACCACCAUGCCCACAGUCCCUCAACGGGCCCAAGCCACACCCCCGAACGCCUCCCCUUCACCCCUGAAAUCAUCGCCCUCGACGGAGGCUAAAACGUCGCCGAUCAAAGUGGAGCCGGGUACCAGGACCACGCCUACCGGGCAAGGUGCGGAAGGGGAGCAGCUGGCGGUGGCAGUCAAUAAGCCUAAGCGGACCGGUUCGGUGGGACUGUUCUUCCGGAAGGUCUUCCACUUGGUCAACGUCCGCCUGCUAGACCUCGCCCACAAGCUGAACCUGACGGACGACCUGCGGCGUAAGACGUGGACCUGCAUCGAGCACUCGCUGACCAAGCACGUGGAUCUGAUGAAGGAUCGGCACCUGGAUCAGCUCAUCAUGUGUGCAAUAUAUCUCAUGUGCAAGGUGACCAAGGAAGACAAGAAGUUUCAGGACAUCAUGAAGGCCUACCGUCGGCAGCCUCAGGCCCAGAGCAGCGUCUACCGCAGCGUCCUUCUGCAGGAUCGCCGUCAGAACUCUGCCAAUGGCAGCAACGGGUCUCGCCAGAGCUCGCCGGAUGCCGACAAGCAAAAAGUCGAAACAAACCCCAAUCCCCAUACCCUGAGAAUGCGGUCAGCCAGCACCCUGCCCGCCCCUCAUCCCGGUAGUGCCCCGCCCACCCCUACACGUAUGGCCGGCACCAGCUCAUCGUUUGAAGACGAGGAUAGGGGGGACCUGAUCACCUUCUAUAACUCCGUUUACGUCAGGAGAAUUCAGGCCUUUGCCCUUCGCUUCGCGCCAAGCGAGGGCAGUCAGGAGAACCUAGAAGCACCCUCGUUGUCGCCCAUGCCAGUGAUCAGGGCGCACCCGGCCUCGCCGCGCCGGGUGUCUAGUCGCCACGAGCUGUACAUCAGCCCGCACGCCAACUCCAUCCCUACUAGUCCCAACAAGGGCAUGCUGUAUUACAUCAACAAGAGCCCUGCCAAGAACCUGCGAGAAAUCAACAACAUGAUCCGGCGGGGCGGUGAGCGACAGACCCCCAAGCGCGUCCUGCCCCUGGGCGAGGGCAUGGACAGCUCGCCCAAGCGUAUGUGCCUGGAGCCUAACCCGCUGGCCCAGCGACUGAACAGCCUGAAAUCUGACCGAUGAGGAUGGAAGACCCAACCCCAAUCGACUUGACAGCAUUGCAUCCCUGGCUCAGAAAGAAGGAAAGUGAGCAACUUUUCUUGUGGGUUCUUCUUUAAAUUAAUUUAGUGUCCAAAGUGCGAUAUUUUUCCUGUUCCUAUUACCUCCGAAACUUGUCAGUUUGCCAUUAAGAAUGACUUCAAACGAUGUUUUAUUUGUCGUUCGCUGUGAAUAACGACCGAGGACAGCUGGAUUAACCCUAACUCCCUAGGCAUUUUGCUAGGAUGCAACCUCAAUCCUGCAAAAUCCUCCAACUGCCUCCAUGUAAAAAUUGCAUUAGCAUCAAUCCUCCAAAAUCCUCUGUUAUUUCUUGAAUGUGGUCCUUGGAGGGGCGACCACUGCCUCAAUCCUGCAAAAUCCUCCAUGAUCACUGUCAAAUGCGUUGAGGCAGAGCCAGUGACAUUCUGGAGCAGUGCGGAGGAUGUCAAGCAUAAUCUAGGCCUACAUUUUUGCACGGCUGAGCAUAAACAACACAAGGUCCGGCCCAAGACCGUGAAACAGUGCAUUCUCCCAAAUCAGCUGCACAUUUUUGCCAUGUAGCCUUAAUCUUUUGAAAUCCUUCACUUAUGCAAGGAGGAUUUUGGAGGAUUUGGGAAGGUUAGGAUUAAGGAGUGCAUCAAAAUUUUAAAAUCAUAGAUGUCAGGUGUAACAAGGACGGGGGAAAAAGUGGACCCCAGAUUUACAAUGUAUAGAACAACCCAUAAAUCUGAGAUACAAACUUUUGCAGUGGCAAGGAGUUCAACUUAUAUCUCCAAAAAAAUCACAUUGUGGGAUUGUGAAAUUUCGGCAACUAAUUGACACUUGAUAUGUAACAUUUCUGAGACUACAGUGGGCAAGGAAUUGCUGAUGUAGGACAUUGGAUUCAUUUUCUGAUUCCAAUUCCAACCAAGUUUGAUUUCUAGACGACUACGAUUCAAUAAAUGUAAAAUUCCUGAGCUCACUUUUUCCUUGUGGGUAGCAUUUUUGUUUUUAAUCAUGGGGAAUAACUUUUUUUUUUUAAUUUGUUUGUUACUUUGCCUAUGAAGAAAUUCAACCUCUUUUUUUCUUCUCAUGUCCAUGAUCGGAGUACUCAUUUAUCAAAAUGUGGGGAAAAUUAUGUACAUAACCUUGUUGUGUGUGAAUCUUAAAAAGACAUGGUUUUAGGCGGUGCUACAAGAACACGUGUAGAUGAAAAAUUGAAAACCUGCAUUUUUCUGUACCGUGUAUAAAGAGAACCCUUGAAACAUUUCAUUUUUAACGAGCAAGUUGUCUGUAUUUUGAUGAUUUUUGUUUAAAUUGUUUCAACAAAAACUUUUUUGUUGUUGAUUUUAAUCAGUUGCCAGUAUGCAGUUUUGCAGUAUUUUACAAAUUGUUUUUAAAUGUUUGUCCAGACAAAAAUGUCCAAAUUUUUGUGGAUAUUUGAAGUUGAUUUGCGCAUAUUACGCAGCUGUUGAAAUACAUGUAAGAACUAAAGCAUUGUUUUGAGGUUGCCUUCGUUGUAUUAUACUUUUCCCAUUGAAUGGGUAAUAAUUUGUUUUCAGUGAACGGAAGCAAGUUUUACCUUUGACAUUCUGUUUUUCUGUACAGUUUCUGCAAAACAUUUUAAUUUUUUUAAACAUCGGCCAGUAUAAGAAGAGUCUUGCUUUUUGAGAAAUGUUCUGGCUUUUGAUAGCGAAAAAAAAAUCAGUGAAAUAUUUGUUGGCCAUUUUGUUUGCAUUUCAUGCACUCUUGCUGUCGCAAGAGUUCAGACGUGUUCUUGGUGUAAAAAUAUUGUAAUUAAAACUUCCUAUACAAAAUCUUUUUGUAGAAAGAAAAAAAAAUCUCUUUUCAGAUAUCUAGGUAUUUUUGUAGUUGGCUAGGACUUUUUGCAAAUUUGGAGUCCAGUAUUUUUUUUAAGCCUUUCCUUAAAAAGUAUUGAAAGUAUCUAAUGAUCAUGAACUUUGAAUUCUUUAGUUUGCAUUUCACGGAGUGUAGUCAUCUUUUGUAAAAGCUGCCCUGUAAUAUUUCCUAACCACAACUGUAUGUAUUCUAGAAGCUAUCAGAAGCUGACAAUGUAUUAAACUAUGCUCUUUGAAUAAAAAGGAUAGAGGACAGGGUGAAUGCAUUCAUUAUUCAUCCGUGUUGUGAAA